AUGGCAGAUCCUUUGAGCAUUGCUGCCUCGGUGCUGGCUGUAAUCACAGCCGCUGUUCAGUCGACCAAGUCGCUCCAGGGUACUGUAAAGCGCUUCCGGAACCGCGAUAAGACACUACGCCGGCUUCAGAAUGAGCUUGAGGACCUCACGAAUAUUCUGGAAUCUUUGCAACAGGUUACAAAUAAUGAGAGGUCAAUGUUGGCACUUCUCCAAGGUCCUAUCGACCGGUGCAACCAGAUAUGCAGCGAAUUUGAAUAGUCAAUCAAGGUUUUCAGUGGGAAGUCAACGACGGGUCUUCUUGAUUGGGCAAAAAUGGAAUUCAUGAGAGGCGACAUCAAUGAAUUCAUUGACACUAUUGCGGGGUAUAAGUCAACGAUCUCGGUGGGAUUAGGAACUAUUACUAUACACUCUUCCAAGGUGCCGCAGAAAGUUCUCGAAGAGUAUAAUGAGAUGAUCCAGGACACGGCAUACAAUCUUGAGCUCCACUUACGCCGAAUUGAUGAGAAGCUGGCGCAACUUACUACCGAAGAAAUCAAUGCCUCAGACAUAAGCCUAAAUCUGGAAGACGAAAGGGACGUGACUAAGCAGUGUCUUCGUGUCUGUGAAGAUGCCAAGUCCUAUAUCGAAUCAUUGGAGACCAGAGAAUCGGCGAUACUCAGCAACUCAUUCGGAAGUGCCACUGAGAAUGAUAUGCAAAAUAUGUUCGAAGCACAAUUCUUAACACGGCAAGCUUUGGAGAAGAACCGAGAUAGCUUUGCGGAAAUUAUUGGCCACCUUCAGAAGCGCCUGGAAUCACAAGUUCUGAGCGGUAGUAAGAACGAGAAGGAGAGGUUGGGGCUGCAGGAAGAUAUCCAGACAUCAAAGCAAUGCUUAGAAGUGUGCAAAGUGGCGAGUGAAAUCUCCUGUCAGAAAAUCUUCAGAAUUGGAGAGGUGGUUGCAGAUGGUGACAGCGAUCAAGUAGUAGUGACUACUCUAGCGGAUCUUUUCGAUAUAAGAAAAGCCCAAUCCAAAGGAAACUCUGCGCAGCUAGUUGGGUCAAUGACGGAAGAGGCUCUUCGACAUCUAACUGAAAAACGCUACAGCAGCCGUUUUGCGGCGUUGGAUACUCGGUCCGCCGAUGUUGUCAGUACCAGUUCACCGUCGGUCCUCGAAACUCGGAGGGGGGAUUAUUCAGCUGGAACUAGCGACGAGGAACAAAAUGCGGUACCGAUGAUAAGACGCAACAAGCCGUCUCCUAAUGAGAUGAGGAAGCGAGCGAUGGCUAGUGGUGCAAAGAGCAAGCACACUGAGUAGAAGACUGGAGGGGAGGAAUUUAUUGAUGUUAGUCUGGAGAUAUCUUUAACACCAGAAACCUCGAUCCUGGGAAUUGCACUGCCGUAUACAUAUGUCUCACAUAUAGUUGCGGUCAUCAUUAGCCAUUCUGCUCACAUGGAUAUUUCUUUGCUCUUCAACAUGCCGAGCGCACUGUACGCAAUAAGAGACGCCCACACCUUCACAACUAAUAAGAGUAUGUGUGGAAGACGUCUCUAAGAUACCCAGUUCAAGACUUGAUAGAAUUGUCCCUCAUAAAGACGUUUUAAGCACUUUUA
Messenger RNA from Aspergillus piperis CBS 112811, 1589 nucleotides. RefSeq lists its product as uncharacterized. The transcript is spliced from 2 exons. Lineage: Eukaryota; Fungi; Ascomycota; Eurotiomycetes; Eurotiales; Aspergillaceae. Bases 313 to 1293 code for a protein of 326 amino acids. The record is from RefSeq and is a predicted model, not a curated record.